AUGGUGAAUGGUGAACCAACAGACCCCUUCAAUGCUGCAAAGGGACUCGGGCAAGGAGAACCUAUAUCUCCCUCCAUGUUGGCAAUUUCAAUGGUAUAUCUGAGUCGCAACUUAAAGGUGAUGGCUGAGAAGAAAGCAUUUCACUAUUAUCCUAGAUGUGCAAAGCUGGAAAUAACCCACCUAUAUUUUGCUGACCUGCUGAUAUUCUCAAGAGGUGAUGUUUCUUCAGUAACAGAAGUACAACAUAGUUUCAACCAGUUCUCAAAGGCAUCAGGUCUGCAAGCAAAUUUAGGAAAGAGAUCCAUUUAUUUUGGAGGUGUGCCACAGGCUGAACAAGAGCUAAUACCGAGCCAAUUGCGGUUCACAAAGGGAGCACUACCAUUCAAGUAUUUGGGAGUUCCUCUAUCUACAAAGAAGCUGAUACUAAUACAGUGGCAACCCCUCAUUGAGAAGAUAGUGGCAAGAUUACAUCAUGGACAACAAAAAAACUAUCCUAUGCAGGAAGAGCUCAACUGA
Molecule: messenger RNA, 516 nt
Organism: Nicotiana attenuata
Lineage: Eukaryota; Viridiplantae; Streptophyta; Magnoliopsida; Solanales; Solanaceae
Exons: 1
Coding region: 1-516 (171 amino acids)
Source: RefSeq, a predicted model, not a curated record